Molecule: messenger RNA, 1113 nt
Organism: Castor canadensis (American beaver)
Lineage: Eukaryota; Metazoa; Chordata; Mammalia; Rodentia; Castoridae
Source: RefSeq, a predicted model, not a curated record
CUCAUCUUACAGGUAAAUCCCAAGGAACUUGAUCCAAAAUAUGCUCAUAUCCAAGUCACUUAUGUGAAGCCCUACUUUGAUGACAAAGAACUCACAGAAAGAAAGACAGAGUUUGAAAGAAGUCAUAAUAUCAACAGAUUUGUUUUUGAGGCUCCUUAUACCUUAUCAGGCAAAAAGCAAGGCUGUAUAGAAGAACAGUGUAAACGCCGUACAAUCUUGACUACUUCAAACUCGUUUCCCUAUGUGAAGAAGAGGAUUCCUAUAACCUGUGAACAGCAGAUUAAUUUAAAACCAAUUGAUGUUGCCACUGAUGAAAUAAGAGAUAAAACUGCAGAGCUGCAAAAGCUUUGCUCCUCUGCCGAUGUGGACAUGAUUCAGCUUCAACUUAAGUUGCAAGGCUGUGUUUCUGUGCAGGUCAAUGCUGGUCCAUUGGCAUAUGCAAGAGCUUUCUUAAAUGAAAGUCAAGCCAGCAAGUAUCCUUCUAAGAAAGUGAAUGAGUUGAAAGACAUAUUUAGGAAAUUCAUACAAGCUUGUAGCAUUGCACUUGAACUAAAUGAGCGGUUAAUUAAAGAGGACCAAAUUGAGUACCAUGAAGGGUUAAAGUCAAAUUUCAGAGACAUGGUGAAAGAAUUGUCUAACAUUAUCCAUGAGCAGAUAUUACAAGAAGACACAAUGCAUUCUCCCUGGAUGAGCAAUACAUUGCAUGUAUUUUGUGCAAUUAGUGGUACAUCGAGUGACAGGGGUUAUGGUUCCCCAAGAUACACUGAAGUAUGAAGAAAUUUGGAUGUAAAUGACAAUGGGACUGACCUUUCUCAGGAAUAUUUGGAGCUGUGCAAAUGUUAAAAUUUAAAGAUUUGAUAUAUGUGGAGUGUUUCUUCCUUGACACCAAAAUUUUCAUGCUUUCAAACAGGGUGCUUACAUAUUUGUAAAUAUUUAAGCAACUUGAAAGUGCCUGGAAAAUUGCACCACUGUGCUUGGUUUGUACUUUUUUAGGUAAAUCUAUAUGCUGAAAAAGUAGAGCUCACAAACGUUAAUUCAAUUUGCUUAAUUAUUGCUUAAAAUAAUAAUGGUACUAUGUAAAAUUGUAUAAUGGAACACAAUAAAAGGUAAAAC